CCCCAGGCCUGGACCCCUGAAACUGGGCCCCUGCUCCUCCCAGCUGGCCAGGCCCCCACCCGGAACCUUCCAGCUCUGAUGGAGGAGUUGCAGGGGGCGGGGUGUCACCAGAGCACCCUGUCCGGGCCCAGCGUCUGGGCUCUGGGAGGACCAGCGGCUAGGCAGCGCUGGGCAGAUCGGGUCGAUGCAGGCCAAACGAUGACCAGUUGUGGGCAGCAGUCCCGGAACGCGCUCGCCCUGCUCUUCACGCUGCUCUUCUCAGCAGGCCUGUCGGCGCAUUUCCGGGUGUGUGAGCCCUACACGGAUCACAAAGGCCGCUACCACUUUGGCUUCCACUGCCCCCGGCUCUCGGACAACAAAACCUUCAUCCUGUGCUGUCACCACAAUAGCUCGGUCUUCAAGUACUGCUGCAACGAGACAGGGUUCCAGGCGGUCAUGCAGGCGAACCUCACGGCCGGCUCCGAGGGCUACGUGCACAACAACUACACUGCCCUGCUGGGAGUGUGGAUCUAUGGCUUCUUUGUGCUCAUGCUGCUGGUCCUGGACCUCCUGUACUACUCCGCCAUGAACUACGACAUCUGCAAGGUGUACCUGGCCCGCUGGGGCAUCCAGGGACGCUGGAUGAAGCAGGAACCCCGGCGGUGGGGGAACCCAGCCGGGGCGCCACAGGCAGGGCAGCCCGCCCCGCAGCCCCAGCCUCCCCCAGGGUCCCUGCCGCAAGUGCCAGCGCCCCAGGCAAUGCACACGCUGCGGGGAGACACCCACAGCCCUCCGCUGAUGUCCUUCCAGAGUUCGUCUGCCUGGUGAGUGACUGCUGUCAGCUGCUGCAGCUGUGGAUCACUUUUCCUUGGCAAGCCUGGAAAAUGCCAGAUGAUUGGGGCUGGUCCAUAGUUUCCUGGUUAUUUGUUCUUCUUGUUGUUGGCCAAGAGGGAUUUGAAGGUGCCCGAAGCGGCACACACUGGAAAGUCAGAUGAGAGGUAGAAACAGCUCCGGAGCAAAGCUUGCUUCCAAAGUCACUGCACUUAGAGCCCGGUGUGAGAUUUACAGGCAUUAAACAUUUGGUGGAGUUUAGAGUUUCCUAGCUGGCAAGGCAAAAGGAGCAAUUGGAUGACUUUUUAGUGUUUUAGGGUGUGGGCAAAGGAAACAAAUCAAUCUGUCAGUGGCUGGCGAUAUUUUUAAGCAUGAAGUGACAAAAUAAAAAUAUUCAUUGUUCCUGUCCUGUACAGACCUUGAGGCAGUUCAGCCAUGGCUCAAGGGAAAAGGAAGAAACCUGCAGGGAGGGCUUGCCCUGGCAGGGUCCAGAUUGGUCCUCCUCCACAGUGGCUCCCAUUCUUUUCUGCCGGGUUCCAGGGCUGGUGGGGUGGGGUGGCAUUGUGCCCAGGGGCCAGAGUGGGGGUGGAUUCCCAAGCCAGGUUUCCAGUUGGGGUUCAGCCACCAUGGGGCUGAGCUGCAGCCCUACGAGCACGGGGCUGGGGAGCCUGGUCCCUGGAGCCACGACCUGAGCCCAACUGCCAGAUCUUCCAAGAGCUUUCUGUGAAAGGUGUAGCCUUCUGUGAGGGGCCACAGGUUCAAGUCCAUGGGCCCAAGGUCAGCUCUGCCAUUCCCAGCUCCUUUGGCCCCUUUGACCUCGCUUCUCACCUCAGAAAGGAGUCAAGGGUAAGGGAGGCUUCAGCUGCACACCAGGCACAUGGUAGGUGGGCAGGCAGUGGACUUUCCCUGAAUCCUCUCUGGAGGUCCGUCCGAGCCAGCUAAUGCUCAUUUAAAUAUCUCUCAGGUAGUGACCUUUUCAAUAAUGAAUGGCUUGAAUAAUUGAUAAGAUGCACUUAAACCAGCCUGUGCUUAUUGAUUGUGUAAUUGCCACAUUUAUCAUGCAGGAGACAGAUGUGGCCCUGCUUGGCUACAUUUGACGAAUGUACACUGAGCCUGUCCUCAGGGCAGGGCCACCAACCCGUGUCAUCCUGAGAGCGGAAAAGCCAGUCCGUGAGGGGCCUACUGGCCAGCCUGACCGUGGGGUGUCCUGGAACGUGGGUGUCUGGACACAGACAUCUCCAGAGUGUGUGUCACACUGGUGUCCUGUUGACCACGAGGCUCUGAGGGUGGAGCCUGCAGGCCCCAGAGUUUGAGAGCCACGGAAAACAGGCACAACGGAGAUGCUGACAGACAAGGGUGUGAGGUUUGAAAGGCAGCUCCGGAGCCAGGGAUUUAGCGCAGUGGUUCUGCUGCCUGCCUUGCAAGCGAAAGGUCCCGAGUUUGAUCCCCAGUACCAAAAAAAAAAAAGGCAGCUCCGUCAGCAUGGGCUCUGUGGGUGCGCAGUACACAAUCGCGGGAACAGUGCACGCCCACUGGCCCACCCCCAGGAGGCCAUGUGGGCAUGGCGUGGGCACCCUGCGUUCAGGAGCCCGGCACCUGCCUGCCUGCCUGCCAGCUCCAGGGUGCCUGGGAGAGCCCCUUCUGUUGCCUCAGCAGCCCGGCUGCAGCCACCCCCGAAUGUCCUCAGGUCCAGUGACCCUUGUACACCCAGCCUGUGCCCCACGUCCCUCUCCUGUCCCUCGCUUGGCUGUGAGGUGACCCCAGCUCCCCCAGCUUCUCUCUUUCUCACUUGGGGUUGGGGCGUGACAGACACCACUGGCCACCUUGCUCCUGGGGGAGUGGGCCAGGGAGAGCGCAGGGGAGACAGGCAGGAAGCCAGGUCGCCAGCUGGGCAGGGCAGGCAUGGGGGACAAGGCCCAGACCGAGGCUGGGUGCGCUCAGGGAUUGAUCCAGAGUCGCCGGGGCACCUGAGGGAGGCCAGAGCUGGGUGGCCAGGGAGCCGCUGGGUCACCUGCAGUGCCACCUCCUGGCCCUUGGCUCCCCCAGCCAGAAAGCCCUAGGAUUGUCACUCAAGUGGCCAUGGCACAGCCCCGUCCUCCUGCUCCCAGGGACACCCACUCCAUCCCUCUUGACAGCUGGGAGUGCAAGUGUCCUGCCUGUGGGGGCCGGGGGUCCCCAUCCUGCCGAUGGCAGAUGUCACCAUAACUGAGUUAAGGAGCUGCCCGGGACCCCGGGGUACAGUGGUGACAUGCAGACGCCUUCACUUAAUUUCAGACACCCUGGGAUGUUUUCUUCAUUUGCUGGAAAAUGAACUAGGACUGUGAUGGUUCCUGCUCAGGUUCCACAAUGCCGGCUCCCUGUGCCCGCUCCCUGGCCCCAGCUGCCGCAGCUCCUUUCCUGAGUGUGAUGGAGCACUGUGUCCUGGCUAGCACCACCAUGAUGCCGCUCCCUGGUGACUCGGUGCCUGGGGCGUAUGGUUCCCUGGUGACAGCCACCUUCCCUGGCUUGGUGUCUCCUUGCACACCAGAGGCUCUGGUUUCUCCUCCCCAGCGUUAUGACCUCAGCCAGCAGCCUUUCACAGAGGAGCAGUCACGGUCCCAGAGAGGGUUAGCAACCUACCUAAGGCCAUGUAGUGAGUCAGGGGCUUGAACCAGGGUCUCACAGGCCUCCUCUACUUCACCCUCUUCCUGCCUCACUCUUCCACCCAGCACCUUCCACCAGCCUGGUCCCCUAGAGCCUCUUGCCAAUUUCUCUUCCCACAGUGCUCUUCUUCCACCCCACCCUGGCAAACUCCUGUUCAUCCUUCAAAACCUGCCCUGAAGUCACAGGCCCCACUUGGCCCCAGAAGCCUGAUGGGGAGUGGAUUGUGGAGCUAAACUGGAGGGGAGGUGGUUGCCCUGGGCCCAGCCCUCGAAGCCUUUUAGAGCUUGGGGGAAAUGCCUGACAGGAGAGAGUGGUUGAUUCCACAGGGAGGUGCCUCCCAUGGCCGGCUCCUCAGGAGCUGGUUAACACCCUCAGGUCUCUGCCAGCUGGGCUGGGCACUCGUCCUCCACCCGAAGGCCCUGGCCCUUGGCAGAACUCCCUCAGCCUCGGUCCAUGCUGCCCAGCAGCUCCAUUACAGCAGAGUCACUCUCUCCCACCUGCCAGCAGAGAAAUUCCUGAAAAUUAGAGGGCCAGAAAGGGAGAGGGGCUGGUGUCCAGUUUCCUUGGCGUGCCAUCAGGUACCAAGGAGGCUUCCGCCACUGGAAUUCCGAAGACAGUUAAGGUCUGGCGUGGGAUGGAGUUUCAAACCCCUGGGGCUUCCAGCUGGCUGGGAAACCCCAGCUCACCUCGCAGUUUCUGUCUUUCCUCCUGGCUGUGCAGGAGUUAGGCUUGGGCUUACUGUGCAACCUUGGGCAAAGGCUUGCCCUCUUCGGGCCUGUGCCGGCUCCUCCUUACAAGGGGUGAUAAACCUGUGGAGUCCAGCCGGGAUCCAGUUACAGGUGUGACGGUGGGGAUCCAGUGUGUCCCCCAGAAAGGCUCGGUGCGUGGAAGGCCUGGCUGCUGCUGGGCUUCUAGGAAGUGAUCAGAUCUGGAGUCCCUGAUUUUCUCAGUGGAAACCGGAAGUGGAGUAAGGGUCGUAGGGCAUCAACUUGGGGGCCAUAGCUGAUCCCUUUACCUCCCUACUUCCUGGCUGCCACAUCUUUCUGCUGUGAGGGAGGGAAAGCCGAUCAACACACCAGGGUAAGGCUGGGGGGCCACACCCCUCACCGAUUGCCCUGUGCUCCAGGCAGCUGUUUAAUGCUCUGGACAUUGAGAGUCAGCACACCCGGGGUCCCCACGUCUCCGUGGGAGACAUCUUGUUGAGCGCUACCCACAGAUGCUUGGUACUGGGAAAACAGUAGCCUGUGCUGGGUGCUCUGCAGCCCAGGGACUGUGGGCUCCUGGGUCAGUCAGGACUCACCUGUCCCUGGGGCAGGUCCCCAAGUGUCCCCCGAAGCACAUGAGGCCCAGGUUCCAGGCAGCUGCACACCAAGGCCUCUCUGGCUGGGUCCAGCAGCAGCCUGAAACUCAGUGUGGACUUCCCCUGACCCCAAGGGUUGAAGGGGCUGUUUUGCUGUGGCCUGGUUGGAUUUGUUCAGUUUCAGGAUCCCUGUCCUGUCCCUUGUACCAGUGGCAAAGGUCCUUCCAGCCCCGGAAGUGCUGGUCCAUUCACCUGGCCUCCACGCUACCUCCUCCCAUGGCCAGCACUGGUCAGCGGGGAGGACCUCACAAAAGCCCGGUGCUGGCAGCUCUGCCUCACUCUGAGCCUGCUGUGGAAACUGUGGCAUAGCGCAGUGAGCCUCUGUCUUGGGUCGGAGCUUAGUUCAGAUCCCGGCUCUACAUGCCCAUGGGGACCCUGAGACCCACCCACCCUUCCAUGUUGUGGAACCUCAGUGUUCCCGUCUGUACAGUGGGUGCAAGUGGACUCAGCCCAUAGGAUGACUGUGAAGGUCAGGACAGGGCUUGGUGCCUGGCAGCUGCGUCUGUGAGCGUGGAUGUCGCUAUUAGCCUGUUACUGUUGUGUGUGGGGUAGAAGUGGAGAGAGAGAGAAGGAGCCGCCCAGAAUCCCACACAAAACAACAUCUACUUCACAUUUUCCUGCCUUGCCGGGCACGCGCUGCUUCUGCUCUUCUAAUAAUAACGUGCACGUAAUUUUGCAUUCUGAUUUUAUUCAAUUAGCAUUAGCUUGGCCAUUAUCCUGUGAGUUUACUUAAUCUCUCUAAAUAUCAUUUUAGCAGCUACCCAAUAGACAAAAUCCCACGUGCUGGCAUUCAUUUAGCAUUUCCCUGCAGCAAGGCAUUUUGACAGUGCACUUCUUUUUCUUUUUUUUCCCUAUGACAAAUAAGAGAAGCAGGGGCUGGGAAGAGGCAUAGUCUAGAAAAGAAAAGACCGCAACACCUUCAUGUGUUCUUGGCCUUUGCCUUUUAAAUGUUUUUUGUUUGUUUGUUCGUUCGUUGUACUGGUGAUCGAACCCAGAGUGCUCCACCACUGAACACAUCCCCAGCUCCGCCUCUUUUUUUGGAAGCACAGCUCAUUAAGCUGCCCAGUCUCAACUCAAACUUGCAAUCCUCCGCCUCAGCUUCCCUCAGUGCUGGGAUCACAGGCAUGCACCAUCUCCCUUUCUUGAAUUGUUGCCUCUAGAUCCAUUCCAGGCAGGGAGAUUCUGAGUCGUCGGGGGCGGGGGGCGGGGGGGGGGUGACAGUCAUACAUCCCUUCGUACCAGUGCCAAGCUCCCAGGGGCAGCUUAUUCGGGGCACCCUCUUCAGCGCGAAUCUCUUCGAUUGUCAGUGAGUUUGAACACCUUUCCUUUCCAUCGUUAACUAAUUCUGUUUUCUCUCUUGUGAACAUCCCCUUUAUUUCUCCGUGCCCCCCAGACAGCUGAUAAUUGCAGUCAUUUUCACAAAGCAGCCUUUCUUUCCCCAAUCCCAGUCCUUGCCGGUCCUCUUGUCCUUGAGCCUCCCUUGUACUAUUUACUUAAAUACCUUUUGAAUUGACUUUAAAUCAAGCUGUCCAUUUAGAAAACUCAGAUUUUCCCAAAGCCCUGUCGUCUUGGGCUUAGGGGUCCCAUUUGUCCUUGCCGUCCUCACUGGUGCUGAGCGUUGGCUCAGGGGGAGCCCAGUGACUUGGGGAAUCCAGUGUGAUACAACAGAGCCACCCCUAAAAAUUAAGUCCUAAAAUCUUACAAAUAAAUACCCGGUAACAGGUUCGCAGGUAAUAAACAUCCCAGGCUUCCCACUCCCUAUUUACUUUGGGGCAUUUCCUCCUAUGGUGCUCUUGGGUUCCUUGCUUUUGUCAUGUCCGCUCUGGGGACAUCUGUGGAACUGCCCACAUCCCGUUGGCAGUGUUUGUGCCCUGGAAACUGGCAGCGGAGUGUUACUGACCCACACGAGUACAACUUUGUAUUCUGCUCUUACUCAGGUGCACAAACCCCUGAGAACAGCCAGGUCCGUGUCUGCCACGGGCCUAGGGACUUAGAGCUUGCACACUGGUGUUUACCACCUUACCUAAUCUCACCUGCCCCUGUCUCACGGCCGUAGACAGAGAACCUGUGUGCCAGGGUUGCCCCGAGACAGGCAGCUGGUGUCCAGGGCAAAGGCCACGGUGGUUCUGGGAGGUCCCUUCACCAGCUCUUUCCAGCUCCUGGUCCUUCUCAGGGCACAGGAAACCAGGGAGACCAGAAGGCGCAAAGCAGCACCCGCUUUGUGAACUCGCCAGCCCCUCCUGCUCCUUCUCUGCCCUGCUGUCCUUGUGCACUACCACCAGUCACCCACAGUUCAUGCAUUUACCCGACAAGCGUUUAUGGAAGAUCAGCCACAGAGGCCCUGCCCUGCGCUAAGUGCAGGGACAUGAAAGGCAGAAGACAAAGGCGCUGUCCCCAAAGAGCCCUGUCCAGUGAUGCGCAGAAAAUCCACCAUGACCCUCCACUUACUUUGCUUGGAAAAAUCAAUGUAUCCGGCCGAGGGUGGGUGGCCCUUGGAGAGAGUCUGGGGAAAUCACUUUGCAGAGGCACUGUAGGGUAAGCUGGUGGGAGCGCAGCUGUGUGCAGGCCCCAGCCCAGCCUCCUGCAAAGGUGACACCAUCUGAGCGCAGGGUCAGCUUGGUGGCGGGGAGGACUGACCGUUUGGGGCUGGAUCCCUUCUGUGAAAGUGGAACAGGGGCACCAGACCCACUGAGGUGGCGUAACAGGGCCGCCCUGUCCCUGCCAACACCGUGCCUGGUGGCCAACACGGAACCAGCCCGGGACUGAGCUCCCAAGGCUGGGCAGGGACCCACGCCGUCCCACCCAGCUCAGUGGCUGGAAUCUUCAGGAAAAUUUCCCCAACACGGUGAGCGCUGGAAACAAAGAUGUCUGUGCACUUGAGUAAUUAACAGUCGUUUCUGCAGAAGCUUCUGGUCAGCUGGGCAGAGAGGGUGUCACUGUGUGCCAUUCGACAGAGAUCGUGUAGUCACCCUGCGAGCUACAGCUUGGGGGCCACAGAGAGAGCGUGGUCACCGUCAAGACAGAAACGUGGCCCGGCUGAUGGCUCUUGUGGCCCCCCAAACUGAGUUCCGGGACUCUUCACAGUCCAGCUUCCAGCUGAAGCUCAGGGUACGAACAGGCGAAGAAAUCCAUCUUGGCCAUCGUCAGCGCGGCCCAGGAAGGGGCAGAACAUCCCUCCCGCCUCCCCUAUUCUCCCUCCAGGAAAACUCUGCCCCCUGUAACUGCUGAAACAUUUGCUUCUCAGAAUAAACGUAUGCCAGGAUGGUAAA
Molecule: messenger RNA, 8082 nt
Organism: Heterocephalus glaber (naked mole-rat)
Lineage: Eukaryota; Metazoa; Chordata; Mammalia; Rodentia; Bathyergidae
Gene: Shisal1
Product: shisa like 1
Source: RefSeq, a predicted model, not a curated record